Molecule: messenger RNA, 8539 nt
Organism: Pseudoliparis swirei
Lineage: Eukaryota; Metazoa; Chordata; Actinopteri; Perciformes; Liparidae
Gene: adamts3
Product: ADAM metallopeptidase with thrombospondin type 1 motif, 3
Exons: 22
Coding region: 1693-5148 (1151 amino acids)
Biological process (GO): extracellular matrix organization; proteolysis
Cellular component (GO): extracellular matrix
Molecular function (GO): metalloendopeptidase activity
Source: RefSeq, a predicted model, not a curated record
UGUAUAUAUAUGUGUUUAGCCACUCUCACAUGCGGUUCAUGAACUAUAUAUCCAGGUGUUGGAAUAUAUUAAACGUUGCAGACAAUGACAGAACAGAUAAAGGAAAAUAAAGCUCUUUAAAAAGAAAGAAAGACACUUAUAAAACAGAAAUAGACCAUUAGUCUAAAUCCAGAGUCCUUUGAGUCGUAAUUGAGAGCCGCGGUCACAACUUCUACCUAGAGGGUCACAAUAUUAUUUUAAAAAAGCUUUUUUCAGAUCUCUAUUAUACUUUUUUUUCUACCCAUUUUACUGAAGAAAUAUAAAAAAUACUUUCACUUCUCUCGAAUCGAGAAAAGACAUCUGGGGAAUAAAAAAAUCAUUCUUUGGUUGAAGUCCUCACAACUACUCUCCGAAUACUUGAGUACAGGCGCGUUUACGUAGUUUAAGGGGAUCGAGGUUCAAUCUCAUGGCUUUCAGAGGGACAUUAUUAUGGCUUUAAUUAAUGACUUCUUUUAGGUUUCUGGAUUAGAAAUGUGUUAACAUCGCUCUCCUCUUCAAUAACAAUUUAUUGAACUAAAUUAUUAUUGCUCGUAUUACUUACUUUUAAUGGUUUAUAUUACUUACUUCUAAUAGUAUGUAUUACUUUGAAUGCGCUGCACUGGAGCUUCACAUUGUGUGUAUUGUGUGUUCUUCUUACCACACAUCCUGUAUUGGUUGUUAUUGUUUUAUAGUUAUUGUUUUAUGGUUAUUAUGGUCUGUCAAGGGACUACAUAUGCGAAUUAGCUGAAGCUACAAUCUGCUACAAAUGGUGACAUUUAUGUUUUAACUAUAUGGUCCCUUUUAAAUAAAGAUAAUAACAAUAACGGGUUACUUCAUUUUCAUUGUGCCAAAACAUUCACGUGUAAACAUCCGAUAUUUCAAACGAGGCUUUUGGAUAUUUCAUAUUCGACACAUGUAUAAAAUAUGCAGAAGGGAUAUUUUAUUUAGCCUAUAGCUAGUUUUUUGCUGUCAUGGUGAUAGAUCUUCUUCCAUAGACCUUCCCCUCCACGUGCUCUGCAGCUUCAUGUUCCAUCUUCAUCUGGUUUAAGUGUUUUAAAUACUGGAUUCAUCCUUCAGACACAUAUUUCAUGUCUAUCUCUGGGCUUUGAGACCGGGCUCAUAAACUAUGAAAGUUACUGUGGAAAGAAAGUUCACGUUAUCACGGCUCCCUCUAUCCUGUCCUGGGAUGAAGCUGGGGGAAGAGGGAGUUCUUCCUCCUCCUCUUCCUCCUCGGUCCUUGCUAUGUGUUUCGGGCUCGUGGACAGGGGCAUCGUGACGUCACGCAGGGUUGGUCUUGCCCUUUUUAUUAGCCCAGGGAGCGGAGUGCCAGGUCGCAAAGAGCUCCACACUGCAGCUCUGUGCGGCCGGCGGCGGAGGGGACGUCCGACUAACUUCCACCUCAACCAACAACACAACAACAACACAAAGAAAACAACAACAAAAAGAAAAGGGGAACACUUUCUAGUAACUUGGAGAGAGAUAAAGAAACAAAACACUAACUGACUUGACAAAGUGUCGCAACUCGCCUCACUCCUACUUUAUGAAACUUUUUUACGUGUUUUUUCGUCAUUUUCUUGUGCUGCACAUCUGCGUUGAUAACUUCAAGCGUUGAGAGUUUACUUUCUUUUUUUUAAACAACUCUUUUUUUCAUUUGCUAUCUGACGUCGGGUCGCGAUGGCUCCUCCGCUGUCACUCGCGCUGCUCCUCGUCGGACUCGCGUGGACUUCAGCCGACAAGGCUGGCGAAGUAGAUAGAGAGGAGCAGCUGAGGAGCCGGCUGAAGGAGUACGGCCUCGUGACUCCCUUCAGCACCGACUCCCACGGACACUUCCUGUCGCACCUGCUCUCCGCCGCCCACAGGCAGCGCGUCCGGAGGGCGGCGGCGGCGUUUCCCUCCGGCGACCCCGAGCGCCACCUCUUCUUCAACAUCUCCGCCUUCGGGAAGGAGUUCCACCUUCGCCUGCGGCCCAACGUCCGGCUGGUGGCGCCGGGCGCCGUGGUGGAGUGGCACGACGACAGCGACGGGAACGCCAACCGCACGGUGGUGGCGGCGGCGGAGAGGACGCUGCGCCGCGAGCUGCUCAAGACAGACUGCACCUUCGUCGGCGACAUCACCGACGUGCCCGGGGCCUCGGUUGCCAUUAACAACUGCGACGGACUGGCCGGGAUGAUUCGCACCGACGUCGACGAGUACUUCAUCGAGCCGCUGCAGCGCGGCGCCCAGGACCUGGAGGACCGGGGCCGGGUCCACGUGGUCUACCGCCGCUCGGCCCUGCUGCAGACGCCCCCCUCCGACACCCCCGGGGACCACCGGCCACGAGAACCAGAGCUAGACGUACCCGGGACCCUGGACUCUGUGACCCGGCAGGUCAACGACACCGUCACCCGCCGCCGCCGAGAUGCCGGGGAGGACGACUACAACAUCGAAAUCCUGCUCGGGGUCGACGACUCGGUGGUUCGGUUUCACGGGAAGGAGCACGUGCAGAACUACCUCCUCACGCUCAUGAACAUUGUGAACGAGAUCUACCACGACGAAUCGCUGGGCGUCCACGUCAACGUGGUCCUGGUGAGGAUGAUCAUGCUGGGCUACGCCAAGUCCAUCAGCCUGAUAGAGAGAGGGAACCCGUCCCGCAGCCUGGAGAACGUGUGUCGCUGGGCCUUCGUGCAGCAGAAGGUCGACGCGGAGCACGCAGAGCACCACGACCACGCCAUCUUCCUCACGCGCCAGGGCUUCGGCCCCACGGGGAUGCAGGGUUACGCCCCUGUCACUGGGAUGUGCCACCCGGUCCGGAGUUGCACCCUCAACCACGAAGACGGCUUCUCCUCGGCCUUCGUCGUGGCCCACGAGACCGGACACGUGUUGGGGAUGGAGCACGACGGCCAAGGCAACCGCUGCGGGGACGAGACGGCAAUGGGCAGCGUGAUGGCUCCUCUGGUGCAGGCGGCGUUCCACCGGUACCACUGGUCCAUGUGCAGCGGCCAGGAACUGAAGAGAUACAUCCACACGUACGACUGCCUCCUGGACGACCCCUUCAAGCACGACUGGCCGCAGCUGCCCGACCUCCCCGGCAUCAACUACUCCAUGGACGAGCAGUGCCGCUUCGACUUCGGGGUGGGGUACAAGAUCUGCACCUCGUUCCGAACCUUCGACCCGUGCAAGCAGCUGUGGUGCAGCCACCCCGACAACCCGUACUUCUGCAAGACCAAGAAAGGCCCCCCGCUGGACGGAACGGAGUGCGCCCCCAGCAAGUGGUGCUACAAAGGUCACUGUAUGUGGAAGAACCCCAACCAGAUGAAGCAAGAUGGCGGCUGGGCCUCGUGGAGUAAGCACGGCUCCUGCUCGCGCUCCUGCGGCACCGGAGUCCGGUUCCGGACCCGUCAGUGCAGCAGCCCGGCACCCUCCAACGGGGGCCAGGAUUGCCCGGGCGUGAACUUCGAGUAUCGGCUGUGCAACUCGGACGACUGCCCCAAUCACUUCGAGGACUUCCGAGCUCAACAGUGUCAGCAGCGCAACGCCCACUUUGAGCUGCAGGGGGCGCGACACCACUGGCUGCCCUACGAGCACCCCGACGCCAACAAGCGCUGCCAUCUGUACUGCCAGUCCAAGGAGAGCGGCGACGUGGCGUACCUGAAGCAGCUGGUGCAUGAUGGGACGCGGUGCUCCUACAAGGACGCCUACAGCGUGUGCGUGCGCGGCGAGUGUGUGAAAGCCGGCUGCGACAGAGAGAUCGGCUCCGGCAAAGUGGAGGACAAAUGCGGCGUCUGCGGCGGCGACAACUCCCACUGCCGCACCGUGAAGGGGUCGUUCACCCGGACGCCCAAGAAACCUGGUUACCUAAAGAUGUUUCUGGUUCCUCCUGGGGCCAGACAUGUGAUCAUCCAAGAACACGAGGCCUCCCCUCAAAUUCUUGCGAUCAAGAACCAGGCGACGGGGCACUACAUCCUCAACGGCAAAGGCGAGGAGGUGGCGUCCAGGAGCUUCAUCGACUUGGGCGUGGAGUGGAACUACAUUGUCGAGGACGAGGUGGAGACGCUGCACACCGACGGACCUCUGCACGACCCCGUGGUGGUUCUGAUUAUACCCAAAGACAAUGAGACGCGCUCUACUUUAAUGUACAAGUACAUCAUCCACGAGGACUCGGUGCCCGUCAACAACAACAACGUGAUCCAGGAGGACACGUACGAGUGGGCCCUGAAGAGCUGGUCCCCCUGUUCCAAGCCCUGCGCCGGAGGGUACCAGUACACCAAGUACGGCUGUCGGAAGAAGGGGGACACCAAGAUGGUCCACCGGGGGUACUGCGAGGCCGGCAAGAAGCCCAAACCCAUCCGCAGGAUGUGCAACCUGCAGGACUGCACGCAGCCUCAGUGGGCCUCGGAGGACUGGGAGCACUGCACCAAGACCUGCGGCAGCCUGGGCUUCCAGAUCCGGACGGUGCGCUGCGUGCAGGUCCUGAGUGAGGCCGCCAACCGCUCGGUGCACAGCAAGUACUGCAGCGGGGAGAAGCCGGACAGCCGGAGGCCCUGCAGCCGGGCGGCCUGCCCCGCCCAGUGGAGGACCGGAGCCUGGUCCGAGUGCUCCGUGACCUGCGGGGAGGGGAUGGAGAGGCGGCUGGUGACCUGCCGGAUCGGAGACCAAUGUAACAGCGACAAACCGGAGACCGUGAGGUUCUGCCGCCCGGGACCGUGUCACGACGAGCCAUGCAGCGGCGACAAGUCCAUCUUCUGCCAAAUGGAGGUGCUGGCGCGGUACUGCUCCAUCCCGGGCUACAGCAAGCUGUGCUGCGACUCCUGCGACAAGCGCGGUAACGGCGGUGGCAACGGCGGCGCCCUAUCUAUGUACUCUGAGGCGGCCGAGGUCGAGGAGCACGUUCGCUUCGGGUCGGCCUCCCAGCUGCUCGAGACGCUGACGGCGUCCAACACCACUCGCGCUGGGAAACGAGGCCCCGGCAAAGGAGCCGCCGCGAAGCGUCUCACCACCACCGCCCCGCCGAAAAAGAGCUCUCCGAAGACCGCCACGACAGCGCCGCGGCGGGUCCCGCGCCAUGCGAAGCUGCCCGCCGGGGGUCGCCAAAGGUGGAGCGACUCGACAGACCGCCGGUGGCCCGCGGCGCACCCUGAAGCGGAGAGAUGAGAGCGAGGUCCCGCCCUCCUCUUCAUCCUGAGUCUUCUCAUGUCAGAAACACCACCGAGAGAAAAAAGAAAAAGAAAAGUGCUGGUUCACUUUGGCGAGUUUUAUUUCGGCGCUCCCCUCUCGGCCCUCACGUUGACUUUUAAAAUGACAUCUCACUGAGAGCACUCACUUCACUGAGAGGAAAAGAUAAAGAGCCGGAGGGGAGGCCGGUGGUCCGAGAACAGAGCCUGACGAAACUCAGCGUCCGAGGGACGGAUACAUAUAUAUAUAUAAAAAACUGACCUUCGCCGAUUCCUUUUCACCGGUAGAUGCUCCGAAGGGACGGCGGCUUUAUUCCAACCAAAGUGCCUCUUGUGGCUUCCUGUGAUGUCCCCAAUGGAGACAGGUGCACUUAUGUGUCUGUGAACCCCCUCCCCCACGCCCCCCACGCCUAUCCCCCCCAGUCGGUCCUUUUGUCUGGUCUUGUCAUUUAAUGAAUCAUCUCUGCAGAGCGUCUUCCGGCAGAAAGAACCCGUCGGCAGGCGGGAAGAGGGAGAUGUCAACAGGUGCAGCCAUUAGAGCUCAUUCAACGUGUGUCGGACCGCAGAACUGGAACGCCGGGGACAGAACCCACAAAGGGAAUGUGUGCAGGAAGUACAAGUUACAUUCAGCGUGAUGUCGCCCUUUAUUUAAAUAAAUCCCCCCCGAUGCUUUGGAUUGGAUCAACGUUGCUAAAAGACAUGUCUCUGUCAAAUCUCUUGACUGUUGCUCCUUGUUUUGAGCCGCGUGGGAUGUUUGAUGUGCUUUGAAUUUUAAAUCCUCUCACGCGGCUAAUAAAUCCCCUUUUUACGACUUUUUUUUAUAUUUUCUUGCCCAAAAAGUGUGAAGCUUGACUUGCAGACAAUUCACCAAAACCAAACCCCAGAGUUUAUGUAGCCACGGAGGAAAAGUGGCCAAAACCAGUGAAAACCAUGAGAAUAAAAAUGGUUUUAUAGUUGUAUAGAUUUUUUAAAAUAUAUAACCAGCAAUGUCUGUUAAAAUGGUGCUCUACGGUUUCUAUGGAAAUGGGGGUAUUUAUAAAAAGGUUCCUGUAAAUACUGUACAUGAAAAUAUCAGUAUUAUUUUUAAAGAAGCUGAGGAUACUUUUCAAAAAUUUCAUUUUAAUCAAUUACAAUAAAAAUAUAUUAUUUUAAAUGUUUACAGUUUCAGCAGCAUUGUUAAAUGGACUUUAUUGAUGCACCAUCUCAUUAUAAAGAUUGAUACCUCUUUCAUAUCUGCAUGGUAAAUAUGAAUAAUCAGCCAGGAGACUGUUAGCUUACCUUAGCCUAGCUUAGCAUAACGACUGGAGGCGGUGGGGAAAGCUAGCCUGGCUAUUUUUCCAAGCUCACUUAUUGAUAUAUUCUAUAUCGAUAGUUUGACUAAAAACAAGCCUUGCUGUUUCCUCCUGCUCGGUGUUAGCUUAACUUAGCUAAGCUAAACUAAGUUAGGCUAACCAUCUCACGGUUGUCAUGAAAGUGGGAUCAAUCUUCAUCCUCUAACUUUUUUGGAAAAGAAAGUGGAUGAGCUCAUAUCCCCAAAGUGUGAAACUCCUCCAUUAAGAAGCAUCUUAUACACGUUCAUCCUCCUUUUCUUUCUACAGCAGACAUUUGUGUGAUGCUAGCGAUCGACUCUUCUUCCCUCUGAAAGGUUGCAGUUGUUUUGGUCAAAGAAGGGAACCAAGCAGGGAAUUUGUUCCUCAAACUGUGUUUUAAAUACAGAAUGUGCUUGUUCGGUUUGAACUUUAAAAACAAAGAUAUAUAAUUUUUUUUUUUUUUUUUUAAUUAAGUGAAAAAUUCAACCAUACAAUUGAAAUGUGUGUUUUUGAAAUGUUCUACUUUUGAUGUAACCUGGAAAACGCUGUUCAGUGUUGGAUUCACAGUUCAUUUUUCGACGGAGCCACAGAGAUAAGCUCCGCCCCUCGCCGAGCUUCGCAACGCUUUUGGUGUGAACACGGCAAAUGGUCGAGCGAGUAAACUCACGCAUUUUGGGCGACGCUUUUGGUGUGAACGUAGCUUUAAAGUGCCAUUGAGCUUUUUUUCUAACCACUAGGGGGCAGAAAGACUGCCAAACAAACUCACAGUGGCGGUAUUCACAGAUCCGGCAGAAAUCGAGCAACAUGAGCGUCCCAUUGAAUCAAGUCCCUGUCCACCUGAUGAAAAUAAAUCCAACACAUCUGAUAAUCUGGAAAAUAUCCUUAGCCUUAAAUAUUAUUGCGACAGCUGUUUAUUCCCAGAUGGUUCAGUGCAAAUUUAAUUACAUUUUAACACAAAAAUGUUUUGCUUAAUGGAGCUUUAAGCUCAUCACGCCCAUCACGUUGAGUCUGAACUAGGUUUUAUUGUCCAUGUCGAGUUUUGCAGGAACAACAAAAGCAUUAUUGUAAAAAAAAAGGAUUUGACUAUAUUUGGAACUUUUUAAUUUUUCUGAAAUGGCUUCAUUUUAUUUUAUUUUUAAAUGGCGGAAGAAGGUUCCGGAGAGAGAAAAGCUAUUUAUUGAAGGAAAUCCUCACAACCACCGUGCAUCUGACUGCAAUAGCAAAAACACGGUUUUGUGUUUUCAGCAAAUAGAUAAAUAACUACUCACACUCACUGACUGUGUGCCAAUGUAUCGUACCUGUAUAUAGCAUUGAGUACAUGAAUAUUUAUUGAGCUAUAAAGGGUUCAGCUUUGUUUUUUACUGUGUAGUGGCAACUGUAUAAGUAGCAGAUAAAACACAUUAAAUCACAUUCUUGAACAUCUUUCAUCCACGUUUUCACUUUUUAAAUGGAUUUCUACAAAAAGAACCCCCCCCCCCCAAAAUGAUAGACUAGAGAUGACAUUGUUUUUCUUACAAACAAUUAGAUGUAAAUACACAUGCUCGACCUCCAGCUGUUUUACUUGUGGUCAGAAAGCUGUCUUUCCACAGCUGUUUUGUAGAAGUUGUUGCAUCACGGUGACGUGUACUGACCAGACAAAUGCUUUAUUCUAACCAAUAAAACAUUCAUAGUUUAGCACCAGUAAACCAGUAAAGUUGUUUUUGUUUAUGCUGUUUGUAGACACGAGUGUUGUCUAACCGUUUUACAUUUUUCUUUUCACGUCCUUUACUUGCCGCCUUUACAACAUUGCUGCCAAUGUUAUACAGAGCUCGUAAUAGUAAUAAUAAUAAAUAGGAUAUAGUUGUAGAUGUUACAUUGACAAUCCCUGAUCCUCAGAAAGAUAUUACUGCAAUGCAUUCUCCAUGUACUGUAUUUAAUACCCACUGUGCAUUACGCGUGUUACGACUGUCAGUCGCUCUGCUCUCUUCGCUUCCCUUUGUAUUUGUGUAGAUUGAAGUGUACACUACUGAUGCUGUUUGUUGUGAUGGGGAGCACAUAGCAAUAAAAGAUUUGAUUAACGAC